AUGCAGCCACAUGUUGCAUCGCCCCACCGUCCACCCACCGUGUACACGGAUGAAUCGUACAUACAUCAUCAUUACAAAUACCGCAACCAUCGUGUGUACGACCGUUCCGACGAGUUGGACGUGGUGACCAAGGAGAAACAUAAGGGUCGGCGGUACUGCUUUGUGGCGGCCAUACUGGACUCCCCAACUAUGGACAGCAAAGUCAUGGCCAUCGACAUUUUCACUGGUGGUAAGAGCAUUGCAAGCGAGCUCAAGGACUACCAUGACAUGUUUAACCAUGCAUACUACGUUGGCUGGUUUGGGAAUCUGUUGGCCGAACUGGACUACCUGCAGUAG
Aphanomyces astaci is the source of this 336-nucleotide messenger RNA. RefSeq lists its product as hypothetical. The coding region runs from base 1 to 336 and encodes 111 amino acids. The record is from RefSeq and is a predicted model, not a curated record. The transcript has a single exon. Lineage: Eukaryota; Oomycota; Saprolegniomycetes; Saprolegniales; Verrucalvaceae.